AUGCCUCGAUUCGACGAGUGGCAAGCAGCUCCCGAGGCGGCGCGGAUUGCUCUGUCCCGGCAACUGCUGCGAGACAACGCCCACAUCGCCGCUUACCACUUCCAUAAGCGCUAUACACUGCUUAGGGCUAUUGUCCUGAAGCGGAAGUUCAACCUAACGGACUUUUGGGGUCGGUACGAGUGGGGCGCGCGGAACGAUGGCCAGAUUAACCACUAUAACCGCUUGCUUACCGUUGCGUGGCUAGCCAAUACAGAUGUCUCGCCCUGCACGAGUCUACAGCAGGUGAUCGACUACGCAGCAAAAUACUGCUCCAAGUCAGAAAAGAAGAGCGAUUCUUUUGCCCAGAUUGGGAAGGCCCUGAUGCCCCGGGUUAAGGACCACAACCCCCUGAUUUCCUUUACGUCAAAGCUACUAAAUCAGCUAGUUUCUGAGCGGGAUUACUCGAAGCAGGAGGUUUGCCACUUGCUCCUCGGCCUGCCGUUACAGGAGGGUUCACGUACCUGCCUAUACGUUGACUGCCAUAAUUCUGAUAGGCAUUCCCGCUACCUCCGCAUUGACGGCGAUGAGGUUGAUGAGGCACCCAACGUCUACGAGAAGUACAGUCAACGCCCAGAAGCUCUAACGGACCUCACUUACGUCUCCUUCCUCAAAUUCUGGAAUUUCCGCUCUAGAGACCCUUCCAAGUGGAAGCAAUGGCAGCCAGGCAACGUCCACGGCAGGCCCCGCCAGCAGUGGCCAGACUACUGCCGUGCCUUCUCCUAUUGUUGGCAGCAUCACAGUCACGAUGAUGACCAUUACGGCCAGCCAAGUGAGGCUCGAUUACAGCCUCAAGAGGAUCAAUACGAGGCUCUGCCUGUGGAGGAAGAAUUUGAUGACGAAGACUGGAUUCGCCUGGCUGCCCAUUUUACCUGA
Messenger RNA from Hirsutella rhossiliensis, 912 nucleotides. RefSeq names its product ATP-dependent DNA helicase PIF1. The record is from RefSeq and is a predicted model, not a curated record. The transcript has 4 exons. The coding region runs from base 1 to 912 and encodes 303 amino acids. Lineage: Eukaryota; Fungi; Ascomycota; Sordariomycetes; Hypocreales; Ophiocordycipitaceae.